AUGGAUUUCCCAGUUGCAGCAACCCACGACACGGCUCUCUGUCUGAUUCCGCCUAGGGACCAAUGGUCGUCAGUCGACCGACUUCGUUGCGACAACGACAAGGCCUACACGAAGUGGCCGCCCCAUGUCAACCUCGUCUAUCCCUUUGUGAAGUCUACGGACCCCAGUGCUCUUCGCUUAGCCUGUGACGCAAUUGUCGACAGCCUCAUAAGCCGCACAACUUUGGGCGAGGCCGCCGCUCUUCCCAUCCGUCUGGACUCGGCAGAUUAUUUUCAGCAUAAGAAUGGCAGUACUCUAUUCCUGUGCGAUAAAGAUGUUGGAAGGGUCUCUCAAAUUGCCUCUCUGAGAGCCGAUAUACUUGCAGCCAUUGGCCAGACACGCUCUGGACUAUAUAAUAUGCACAUGACAGUGAUCCAGUGUGAAGACACGGCGCCCUCGUCCAAGCUCGAGUUCCUCCUCGAAAAGCUCCGUCGCCUGCCGCCUGUGAGCUGGAACGCUGGCCAACUGGCAGUUCUGGUUCGCACACCGUCUGGACAGAUGAAGCAAUGGGGUCUCAUCGAUCUGGCCUCGCCCUCUCUCCAACUCUGCGAGGAUUCUUUCGGACUGGACCAAGAUACAACUGCGACUGCGAGCCCGCAACAGACAUGGUAUAUCUCCGAUCAUCACCCGACAUGGCGGCCGGUAGACCCGGUUUUCUCGGAGCCGCCAUCUCUGACUGUCAAAGGUUCCGAAAACCUCAUCGUCGCCAGCUGGAAUGUUCUUGCAGAGUUCCGCUGGCCUCCCUCUCGCGCGAGAUAUCCUAUAAUCCUGGACAACCUGCUUGCAGAAACCUCAUUGGCAGACGUCGUAGUACUCCAGGAGGUAACCGACGAUUUUCUGCCUUACUUACUUGAGGACGAACGCAUUCGAAAACAGUACGCAUACGUCUCACACGGACCACCAGACAACCCUGCUGCCGGACCUUUGCCCAAUUUACUCAACAAUGUGGUUCUCAGCAAAUACAUCUUCUCCUGGGAAUAUCUCCCCUUUAAGCGUCAGCACAAGGGAUCGUGCGUGGUCCGACUUGACGGUCUGGGGCACGGGGAGUCAGAGGGCCUCUCAUUACCUUUGAUACUGGCAACCUGCCAUCUCAGCCAAGGUUUAACAGAUGGCGCCGUUGUUGCCAAAGAAAGAGAACUCCAGCGCAUAUUGAGCCACCUCAAAAGCAAUUACGCUGCCAAUCAAUGGCUGAUUGCUGGCGACUUUAAUAUCGCCACGUCCUCCUGCACUGUUGAUAACGCUGUUAAGAAGGGAUCAAUCACCGUGCAGACGGAAGCCGUUCUUCGACGUAUCGAAGUAACUUUAGCGGAAGCCGGCCUCCUCGAUGCCUGGAUGGUUUCGAGAAUCGAGGCAGGCGUCACCGACAACCUCAAGGGUAAUGACAAUGAUAUUUUCGAAGGCGAACAGGGGGCAACCUUUGACCCCAGAGAGAACCCGCAUGCUGCCAAGAUGGUAGGAAGCGGCUACAACAACCGUCCGCAGAGGUACGACCGCAUCUUGGUCAAGAGUGAAGGGCCCUUACAAAUUUCACGCUUCAAUAUGUUCGGCUUCAUCAUGGGCGAAGGCGGACCCGGAGAGGGCCCGUUGUAUGCAAGUGAUCACUGGGGCAUUCGAUGCCUUUUGCAACGCUUCGACUCUAGGGGAGCAGCAGUUACUAGUGCACGAGUGGUUCCUGUACAGCCCAAGAAGGCCCCGGCUGGCCUGUCGGAUACGGCCGCGUUAAGGCAAUGUAUGGAGAACCUUGAAGUUUUUCCAACGGAGCAAGAUGAGACUACCCGGAAAGAGGCCCUCCAGCUAUUGCGGCAAAUUCUCUUGGAUUCGGACCAAGCAAAUGCAGAUCAGACACGGGGCCGUCCGACUGUUAUGCUGGUCCCCGUAGGGUCGUAUGGUCUCGGCACCUGGUCUAGGACAUCCGACAUCGAUUGCCUUUGCAUUGGAUCCAUUAGCCCGCGCAUCUUCUUCACCCUCGCCCGUCAAAGGUUGAGAAAGUCGGGUGAGUCCGGCGUCCGAUUGUUGAGGAAAGUCAAGGCCAAGACUGGCACCAUGCUUGAGGUCGAGGUUAUGGGCAUAAAGUGCGACCUUCAAUAUUGCCAAGCGCCCAGCGUGGUAGACCAGUGGCCUGACAUGCUGAAGCGGCCUCCAUCGGACCCGGCUUUUAGUUUGCCAAUGCAGACUCUCCUGAAGCUGAAGCCUGCAAGGGAUUUAUUCUAUCUGCAGCGCUCUAUACCUGAUCUGGCACAGUUCCGCGUGAGUUUCCAGGCCAUCAAAACCUGGGCAAAGUCUCGAGGGAUUUACGCGGCCAAGUUUGGGUAUCUCGGCGGCAUACAUCUGUCCGUCAUGCUGGUGAAGGUUUGCAAGAUGCUCUUACGCGUCGGAGGUGUGGUUUCUGCAGUCGACAUCAUCACGACCUUUUUUGACCACUACUCACGGUUUGACUGGCAGAACGAUGUAGUCUUUGACCCAUUUUUCCACAAGAACCUGAGGUAUCACCGCACACCAAGGGAGGCCAUGUGUCUUCUCGGCUGGCACUCUCCGACGCUCAACACGGCGCUCAUUGCCUCAGUCCCAACUGUAAAGAUCAUCUCAGCCGAACUCUGUCAUGCCGCUACCCAGCUAUCUGGGGAUGGAGCGAGCUGGCAAUCUUUGCUGUCUAUUCCAGACUCGAGCCAAGACAGAAACAUGACACCGAGCGCCUCGAAAUUCCUCGGUUCGUAUCGUUCAUUCGUCAAUCUACGCAUUCACUACUGGGGAGCGUCUCUUGAACGUGGGAGCAGGCUCGUUGGCUGGUUGGAGUCCCGGUGCGCCUCACUCUUGGUUGAUAUAAACAGGAGAGUACCGGAACUGUCUGCCAGAAUAUGGCCCGCCAGGUUUGUAGACUCGCUCACCCCCGAAGCCGAUGAGACCCGGGGCGACUAUCAAGGCUCCUAUCUUAUAGGACUGGAUUGGAUGAACUCGGACGAGAAGCCAUCAAGGGAUGACUUGGAAACAGCGCAAAGUAACCUCUGGGCCGUCUUACAGCAGUUCGAGAAGCUCAUUGUAAGCGACGAAAAGUACUUCGAUCCGAACACCUCGUGGUUUAGUGCGACGGUUGUGAAGGCAAACGAGUUGGGCAAUUUGCAGUUGGAUGAUCGCGAAUGGGGCGUGUACGUUGAUGGAGAUGACGAGUCAGAGACGGAGGACGAGGAAGAAGAAGAAGAAGAAGAGGGCGAAGAUGAAGAGAUGCAGGAGCGGUUCGCGGAGAAGACAAAAAAGGGUAAAUCGAUAAAGCAACGCUCGGCGACCUCCCGGAAACCCGAGGGUGCGGGCAAACUCCGCUCAGCACUCGAUGUGCUGAAUCGGCUGCGAUGGGACCCGGAUAUGGACAGCAACGACUUCCUCGUUGGGUACGAGGACCGUUUCCUGGGCCCACAGGAGAAGGCUCUUUCUGCUUGGAAAAGUGAGCAGACACACGAGGAGUUCAUCCCCCAGCAUCGCAUCUUGUGGUUCAAGCGCCGAAGUGACGAUGUCAUAGUAUGGCAUAGGUCCGAGCGGAUCGACCUUCUCUUCAAGAAGACAUAA
This is a messenger RNA of Colletotrichum graminicola M1.001, 3597 nucleotides long. RefSeq names its product endonuclease/Exonuclease/phosphatase. The transcript is spliced from 3 exons. The record is from RefSeq and is a predicted model, not a curated record. Gene Ontology annotation, molecular function: RNA binding; poly(A) RNA polymerase activity. Gene Ontology annotation, cellular component: nucleus. The coding region runs from base 1 to 3597 and encodes 1198 amino acids. NCBI's taxonomy places the organism in Eukaryota, Fungi, Ascomycota, Sordariomycetes, Glomerellales, Glomerellaceae.